AUGCUUCUGGAUGUGACAUUGUAAUUCUGGGAAGUGAUUUUGAAAGAUUACAGAUUAUCCCAGGAACGAAACACGGAAAUAUCCAAGUGGGGUGUGUUGACUGUUCAGUGCAGCAAGGCAAGAUUGCAGCAUCCUAUGGAAAUGUUAUCUCUAUCUUUGAACCAGUUAAGCUGCCAAAACAAACGAAAAAUUUGGAAUUUUAUAGUCAGUGGCAGAAAAGUGGUCAGUUUUUUCUGGAAUCAAUAGCACACAAUAUAACUUGGGAUCCCACAGGCAGUCGUCUGUUAACUGGUUCCAGCUGUUUGCAACUCUGGUCCAAUACUAACUUACCAAAACAAACUGAAGAUGAAAAUCCAGAUGGAACAGAAAAUAACUUUGAGGAUUGGAGGUGCAUUUGGCAUUGCAAAACUGCUUCACAAGUUCAUUUGAUGAAAUUCUCACCAGAUGGAGAAUUUUUUGCCACUGCUGGGAAGGAUGACUGUCUCUUAAAAGUUUGGUAUAAUGUAGAAAACUGGCGGACAGCUGUUACCUCUCCAGAUAGAAGUUCAGAAAAACAAUCCCAAGGAGAAAUUGACUUUUCUUUUGUAUAUCUGGCUCAUCCUCGAGCAGUAGAUGGAUUUUCCUGGCGUAAAACAAGCAAAUAUAUGCCUAGGGCUUCUGUAUGUAAUGUACUAUUGACCUGCUGCAAAGAUAAUGUGUGUCGACUUUGGGUAGAAACAUUUUUACCAAAUGAUUGUUUGUUGUACGGAGGAGACUGCAACCGUUGGUCUGAACCAAUUAAUUUAACAAAUAAUUUCAAAAGAAAUGCUUCCAGUAAAGAAAGAGUUCACAAUGCUCUAGAAAUAAACCUGAGGCAUUUUCGGAGAGGUCGGAGGAGGUCACUUGCACUUGUCGCGCAUACUGGCUAUCUGCCUCACCAACAGGAUGCACACCAGGUCCACAGGAACACUCCACUGCACGCCAAUGCACUCUGCCACUUUCAUAUUGCAGCCAGCAUCAACCCAGCCACAGACAUUCCACUUCUUCCAUCUAUAACAUCUCUGAGUUUAAGGGAAAAUCAAGAAGAGAGUGGACCUUUUGUAGUACACUGGUUAAACAAUAAAGAGCUGCAUUUUACUUUGUCUAUGGAAGUCUUCUUACAGCAACUUAGAAAAAGUUUUGAACAGCCAUCUUCUGAGGCCAGUAUGGAAGACUCCAAUCAGGCAGAUGUAAAAUCUGAUGAAGAAAUGGAUGAUGGUGCUGAUGAUCUGAAAAUAAAUCAUGAAAAGAAGGAACUGGGAGAAGAGAAAAUGGUACCAAACUCAAGUUUUGCACCAUUACCAUCAGCUGCCAUUGAUCAUGAGAUUGAAGUACUUCUGUCUGAAUGGAGCAAAAAUGCAGACAUGCUUUUUAGUAUCCAUCCCAUGGAUGGUUCUUUACUAGUUUGGCACGUAGAUUGGCUGGAUGAAUACCAGCCUGGAAUGUUUCGCCAAGUACAGGUGUCCUUUGUUUCGAGAAUUCCUGUAGCUUUCCCUACAGGUGAUGCAAACUCUCUCUGUAAAAGCAUAGUAAUGUAUGCUUGUACCAAGAAUGUUGACUUGGCUAUUCAGCAAGGGCGACAAAAGCCCUCUAGCCUCACUCGAUCUACAUCAAUGCUUAUCUCUUCUGGUCAAAAUAAAUCAUCUAAUAGCUUAAAAUUAAGUAUUUUUACCCCUAAUGUUAUGAUGAUUUCAAAGCAUGCUGAUGGCUCUCUGAAUCAGUGGCUAGUAAGUUUUGCUGAGGAAUCUGCUUUUUCUACAGUUCUUAGUAUUUCUCACAAAUCCAGAUACUGUGGUCAUCGUUUUCAUCUUAAUGACUUAGCUUGCCACUCAGUAUUGCCAUUAUUACUGACAACAUCGCACCAUAAUGCAUUAAGGACACCAGAUGUUGAUAACCAAAAGAAACCUCAUGAUAGUGUAAAUAUUGAAGAAUGUUCUCUGGUACACCAAAAUAAAAGCACUGCUGAUGUGGCAUUUCAGGAUCCCAAUGCAGUUUAUAGUGAGCUUAUUCUUUGGAGGGUUGAUCCAGUUGGGCCAUUGUCCUUCUCGGGAGGAGUGUCUGAGCUUGCCCGGAUCAAUUCUCUUCAUGUUUCUGCCUUUUCCAAUGUGGCAUGGCUUCCUACUCUUAUACCCAGUUACUGUCUCGGUGCAUACUGUGACUCUCCCAGUGCUUGCUUUGUGGCUAGUGAUGGACAGUACCUGAGGUUAUAUGAAGCAGUCAUUGAUGCCAGGAAACUUCUGUGUGAGCUCUCCAACCCAGAAAUUGCUAAAUAUGUUGGUGAAGUGUUUAACAUUGUCAGUCAGCAGUCCACAGCCAGGCCAGGAUGCAUUAUUGCAUUAGAUCCCAUUACCAAACUUCAUGGCCGAAAAACCCAGCUUCUUCAUGUGUUUCAAGAAGAUUUCAUUUUGAAUAACUUGGAGAAGAAAAGUCUGGGGAAAGAUAACAUUCCAUCUGAUACAGGCAGCUUAUCUAAUGGAUUUUCUGAAAAAUUCUACCUGGUUGUGAUAGAGUGUACUCAGGACAACCGUUCACUGUUACGCAUGUGGAACUUACAUUUAAAAUCAAUUCCUGUCUCGUUGGAUGAAAGAAUAGAUAUGAAAAUUUCUGAAGUAGUUUGGCAACCAGAAGAACAUUAUUCUUCUUCUCCGGAGAAGAUCCCAACUCCAUUUGCACAGAAGUUUCAGGCUUGCAGAGCCAAUCUCCAGAGCACCAGCAAGUUGUCUCUGUGUUCUGAAAUGGUGUACAGCCAGGAGUUGCAGUUGCCUGAAGGAGUUGAGAUCAUAAGUGUGAAGCCAUCAGCAGGACAUCUGAGUUCUUCUUCUAUAUAUCCUGUAUGCAGUGCCCCUUACUUAUUGGCCACUUCGUGCUCGGAUGAGAAAGUAAGGUUUUGGAGAUGCCGAGUAACAGAUGGAGAACCUGCUACCUCAAAGAAUGGAAAAAUAGAUCUUACGUACAUUUGGGAAGAAUGGCCAUUGCUUAUUGAAGAUGGACUUCAGAGCAAUAGUAGUAUAUCUGUACCGGGUAGGCCUAUAGAAGUUAGCUGUGCACAUACAAAUCGUUUAGCAGUGGCAUAUAAGCACCUUGCAUCUAAUGGUAGAUCUUCUCAGGACGUUGUGAUGCACGUGAGUAUUUUUGAAUGUGAGUCUACCGGAGGCUCAUGUUGGGUCCUUGAACAGACAAUUCAUUUAGAUGAUUUAAGCACAAUGUUGGAUUCUGGCAUUAGCAUCGAUAGCAAUUUAGUGGCCUAUAAUAAGCAAGAGACCUAUUCAUUCAGUAAAGAAAGUAUUACAACAAACACAAAGCAUUUAGUUCACUUGGACUGGAUGUCUAGAGAAGAUGGUUCUCAUAUCCUGACUGUUGGAAUUGGAUCAAAACUUUUUAUGUAUGGACCUCUGUCUGGCAAGGUACAAGAACAUAUUGGUAAGGAGAGCCUAGCAUUUCCUCUGUGGGAGAGUACUAAAGUUGUGCCUCUUUCUAAAUUUGUCCUCUUACGAAGUGUGGACUUGGUUUCUUCUGUGGAGGGCUCCCCCCCUUUUCCUGUUUCUUUGUCGUGGGUCCGGGAUGGCAUCCUGGUGGUAGGAAUGGAUUGUGAAAUGCAUGUAUAUUCCCAGUGGCAGCCAUCUUCUAAACAAGAACCUGCCAGGACAGAUUCGUACGGUGGGAGCACUCCUUCUGUACUCAGCUUAGUAAGACAGAGCAACUCAUCAAGUUCUGGGCUCCAGCCUACAAAGAAAACUCUGACUCGAUCCAUGACUAGUCUUGCUCAGAAAAUCUGUGGGAAGAAGACUGCCCUGGAUCCUUCAGUGGAUAUGGAAGAUUCAGGACUCUUUGAAGCAGCUCAUGUACUUUCCCCAACCUUGCCUCAGUACCAUCCCUUGCAGCUUUUGGAACUUAUGGACCUUGGCAAGGUUCGGAGAGCAAAGGCCAUCUUGUCACAUCUGGUCAAGUGCAUUGCUGGGGAGGUUGUGGCUCUGAGUGAAGCUGAGUCCAAUCAUGAUCGCCGUCUAAGGUCUCUCACCAUCAGUGCUAGUGGAACCACUACCAGAGACCCCCAGGCGUUCAACAAGACUGAAAGUACAGAUUACACAGAAAUAGAUUCUGUUCCUCCACUUCCUUUAUAUGCCUUGCUUGCAGCAGAUGAUGAUAGAUGUUACUCAUCUUUGGAGAAAUCCAGUAAUGAGAGUUCCUUCAAUAAAUCAAACCAGUUGUCCAAAGAAAGUUAUGAUGAGCUUUUUCAGACUUCAGCUCUAAUGCCUGAUAUUCAUGUGUUAGAAUCAGGGGAAGAAAAUACAAAGCCCAGAGUCAUUGACCUUUCACAGUACAAUCCGACUUACUUUGGACCUGAGCAUGCUCAGGUUCUUUCUGGCCACUUACUGCAUUCCAGUCUACCAGGACUCAGCCGGAUGGAGCAGAUGUCUCUGAUGGCCUUGGCUGACACAAUUGCAACAACAAGCACUGAUAUUGGAGAAAGCAGAGACAAAAGCCAAGGUGGAGAAACGCUUGAUGAAUGUGGGUUAAAGUUUCUUCUGGCUGUUCGGCUCCAUACCUUUCUUACAACUUCCCUUCCAGCCUGUCGAGCCCAACUCCUUCGCCAAGGCCUGUCUACCAGUCAUUUUGCUUGGGCAUUUCAUUCAGUAGCAGAAGAAGAACUACUGAACAUGUUGCCUGCAAUGCAGAAGCAUGACCCCACCUGGUCUGAAUUAAAAGCCAUGGGUGUGGGGUGGUGGGUCCGGAAUAAGCGAAUCUUACGCACAUGCAUAGAAAAAGUAGCUAAAGCAGCCUUUUAUAGAAAUAAUGAUCCUUUAGAUGCUGCCAUUUUUUACCUUGCAAUGAAAAAGAAAGCUGUUAUCUGGGGAUUGUACAGAUCUCAAAAGGACACUAGAAUGACACAAUUUUUCGGACACAAUUUUGAGGAAGAGAGGUGGCGUAAAGCAGCUCUGAAGAAUGCAUUUUCUUUGCUAGGCAAACAAAGAUUUGAACAUUCUGCAGCAUUUUUUCUUUUAGCUGGUUGUCUGAGAGAUGCAGUUGAGGUAUGUCUUGAGAAACUGAAUGACAUUCAGUUAGCUCUUGUAAUAGCAAGACUAUAUGAGUCUGAAUUUGAUAAAUCUACAACAUACAAAUCAAUUUUACGGAAAAAAGUUUUGGGCAUUGAUUCUCGUGUCAGUGAACUCAGUUCAUCGGACAUAAGUGUGCAUUGUGAUCCUUUCCUUCGGAGUAUGGCAUACUGGAUUUUGGAAGAUUACAGUGAUGCUCUGGAAACAUUAAUAAAGCAACCAGUGAGAGAAGAUGAUGAUCAAGUCUUGGUGUCAGCCUGUAAUCCUGCAGUUUUUAAUUUUUAUAAUUACCUAAGGACACACCCUGUUUUGCUGAGACGUCAUUUUGGAUCAUCUGAUACGUUUUCCACACAGCUGGGUUUACCAGGACAGAGUGGAUUGGCAGGAACCAUUAGUUUGAGUGAAAGAAGGUUAUUCUUUACUACUGCUAGUGCUCAUCUAAAAGCUGGCUGUCCUAUGUUGGCCUUGGAAGUAUUAUCAAAGAUGCCCAGAGUCAUCAAGAAAAUAAAACCUUUUUGUAGAGCAUCUGGUUUUCUGGAUAGUAGUAAAGAUUCUUCUCCAGUGAAACUGGAUGCAAAAGAAGAUAAAUCUUCUGCAGUUAACUGGUCCCAGUCACUGACAAAUGGUUUUGACUCUUCUUCAGAGGGCUCUUCGGAGAAGCAGUCCAGCUCCACGCUUUCUUUCGAUUGGAGCCAGCCAAGUGUUGUGUUUCAGGAUGAUUCUUUAGAGUUAAAAUGGGACAGUGAUAAUGAUGAAGAAAAUGAGGAUCUCCCUAUUUGCAUGAAAGAACUGAAACCAUUACAGAGAAAAGUAGAUGCAAAAUUAGAUGAAGUAAGCAGUUAUACAGACUCUUUUAGCACCCUAGAUGAAAAUGACAUUUUAAACCCAUCUGAAGAUAUAAUUGCUGUUCAGUUAAAAUUUAGAGCAUGUUUAAAGAUUCUCACAGUAGAACUUCGUACUUUGUCUACUGGCUAUGAAAUAGAUGGUGGAAAAUUACGUUACCAGUUAUACCACUGGCUUGAGAAAGAGGUGGUAGCUCUUCAGAGGACAUGUGACUUUUGCUCAGAUGUGGAAGAACUGCCCACCACAGAUGGCAAAAAUAGAGAUGAAUUUGGAUUCAGCAAGGACGCUGAUGGUUUGCACCACCAAACAAAAGCGAAACAACUGAGAGAGAGUUUUCAGGAAAAGAGACAGUGGCUCUUGAAAUAUCAGUCACUCCUGAGAAUGUUCCUUAGUUACUGUAUACUUCACGGCUCCCAUGGUGGGGGUCUUGCAUCUGUAAGAAUGGAAUUGAUUUUGCUUUUACAAGAAUGUCAGCAGGAAACAUCAGACCCACUGUUUCCUAGCCCUCUGUCAGAGCAAACCUCAGUGCCUCUCCUCUUUGCUUGUACAGCCAGUGCCAAAACAGUAGUUGCCAAUCCAUUAUUGCACCUUAGUAAUCUGACACACGAUAUUCUACAUGCCAUUAUAAACUUGGAUUCACCACCUCAUCCGGAUAGCCAAAGCAAUAAAGUAUAUGUAAUGCAUACUUUAGCAGCCUCACUUUCUGCUUGUAUUUACCAGUGCCUUUGUGGUAGUCAUAACUACAGUUCAUUUCAGACAAAUCAGUUUACUGGAAUGGUCUAUCAAACAGUACUGCUUCCCCAUCGACAUUCUUUGAGAACAGGAAGCUUAGAAGAAGCAGUCACUCCCAACACAGCACCAGCUCAAUGGCCAGGAAUAACUUGUCUAAUUCGCCUUUUGACCUCUUCUGGUGAGGAAGCCCAGUCAGGCCUUACGAUCUUGCUCUGUGAAAUCCUCACGGCAGUCUACCUUAGUCUCUUCAUCCAUGGCCUGGCCACACAUUCCAGCAAUGAACUCUUUCGGAUUGUGGCCCAUCCUCUAAAUGAAAAAAUGUGGUCUGCAGUAUUUGGUGGCGGGGCCCGUGUGUCCAGCAAAGAACAGACUCACACAAAAGCUUUACCUGGUCAGUUUUCAAUCUUUUUUUUUUCUUCCUUUUAUUCAUGUGAGUGUAUUGGCAACACAUUACACUUCUGUACCAUGGCCUGCGUGACACUGCUGCCUUUUCUACCCCCUUCCCAAAGUAGACCAGAAUAUGACUCCGAGGAGAGUCUGGAAAGUGAUGAUGAUGAUAACGAAGAGGAUGUGUUAGCAUCAGAUUUUCACCUUCAAGAGCAUUCUAACUCAAAUUCAUAUAGUUGGUCUUUGAUGCGGUUGGCUAUGGUACAAUUGGUGCUCAACAAUUUGAAGACUUUCUAUCCCUCUGCAGGUCAUGAUCUUGCAGAGCUUCCAGUCAGUUCACCUCUUUGUCACGCAGUUCUGAAAACUCUUCAGUGUUGGGAACAGGUUCUUCUCCGACGUCUUGAAAUUCAUGGUGGACCACCUCAAAACUAUAUCUCGAGUCAUACGUCUGAAGAGAGUUUGUCUGCAGGCCCUGCAAUUCUCCGCCAUAAAGCUUUACUGGAACCUACAAAUACUCCUUUCAAAUCCAAACAUCAUCUAGCACUAUCUGUGAAAAGGCUUUGGCAGUAUUUGGUGAAGCAGGAAGAAGUUCAAGAAACGUUUAUCAGAAAUAUAUUCACAAAGAAACGAUGUCUGAAUGAGUCAUUAGAGGACAACAGUGAAACCAUCAAAAAUUCUAUGAUGGAGGAGCCAAACAUCAAUAAGAUAGAAGCAGACUUGGGAUAUCCUGGAGGUAAAGCAAGGAUUAUCCAUAAGGAAUCUGAUAUCAUUACUGCCUUUGCUGUUAAUAAAGCAAAUAGAAAUUGCAUAGCUAUCGCCUCUAGCCAUGAUGUUCAAGAACUGGAUGUUUCUGGAAUUCUGGCUACACAGAUAUAUACUUGGGUAGAUGAUGAUGUAGAAAUGGAACCCAAAGGGUCAGAAGAUUUCUUGGUCAUCCAUGCUCAUGAUGACUUAACAGCUGUUCAAGGUACAACUCCAUAUACACAUAGCAAUCCUGGCACCCCAAUCAACAUGCCAUGGCUUGGUAGUACCCAGACUGGCAGAGGAGCAUCCGUGAUGAUUAAGAAACCCAUUAAUAAUGUCAGAAGAAUGACUUCUCACCCAACUCUUCCUUACUACCUGACAGGAGCUCAGGAUGGCAGUGUCAGAAUGUUUGAAUGGGGACAUUCUCAGCAGAUAACUUGCUUUCGGUCUGGUGGCAAUUCAAGAAUUACAAGAAUGAGAUUCAACUACCAAGGAAAUAAGUUUGGAAUAGUGGAUGCUGAUGGAUAUUUAAGUUUGUAUCAAACAAACUGGAAAUGUUGUCCGGUUACUGGGAGCAUGCCUAAGCCAUACCUGGUCCCCUGUGCUAUGGCCAGCACUGCUCAGCUGCAGUUCAGCCAGGUCCCCUGUGCUAUGGCCAGCACUGCUCAGCUGCAGUUCAGCCAGGCUCCCCUGUGCUAUGGCCAGCACUGCUCAGCUGCAGUUCAGCUAGCUUUUACCUGCCAUGAUAGUGGAGCCACUGUGUUAGCAUAUGCUCCCAAACAUCAACUACUGAUAUCCGGUGGCAGAAAAGGCUUCACAUGUGUAUUUGACCUUCGACAACGCCAGCAAAGGCAACUCUUUCAGAGUCAUGAUUCUCCUGUUAAAGCUAUUGCUAUUGAUCCAACUGAAGAGUACUUUGUUACAGGGUCGGCAGAAGGCAAUAUAAAGAUCUGGAGUCUUUCUACCUUUGGUCUUCUCCACACUUUUAUCAGUGAACAUGCUCGGCAGUCCAUUUUUAGGAAUAUUGGGACUGGUGUGAUGCAGAUUGAGACGGGACCAGCAAAUCACAUUUUCUCUUGUGGAGCUGAUGGGACAAUGAAGAUGAGGAUACUGCCAGACCAGUUUAGCCCCUUUAAUGAGGUGUUAAAAAAUGAUGCAAAACUUGUGCUGUAGCAGAAAAGCUUAUAACUUAUUACUUGUUUGAUGGAUGUGGCCAACAAAAGUAAUGUCCACUAUGCCACAAAUAAGCCACUGCUUCCUUGUUUCUGUAUCUAUGGAGCUUUCUCCCACGCACUGAUGCCUUAAAAAUUAACAAAGUCACUCAAAUUAGAUCAUAUUGCCUAACGUAGGAUGAAUAAGCAGUGCGGUAACCAUUCCUGUUUAUAGUCUAUUAUAGUGUGUUAGAGUUAAAGGAAUUCUGUUUUCUUACUGGUGACACACUUCUGCAAAUACCUCUGCAUGACAUUAAGUAAAGGCAGUUGCACAUAAUCCAUAUCACUUAAUUUGCAAUGUUCUCACUUCUUUUAUCGGACUUAUACCUUUCUAACUUCCCUUAAUUAGUGACGGAUCAAUAUUUGAGUAAGAAUCAAACACAUAAUUAAAUCUCUGUUGAAACUGUCCUUGGGACUUCGGUGAUUAAGGAGCCGAAUGGUUUAUUGUGUCAGGUUCUCACCAGUGCCCUCAGGAGCCCAGCUGUAUGUGUGUAAAUGUUUCUGUGUGUGUGUGUGUGUUACACAUCUUAUUUGAAUUUAGUUUCAUAUAUAUAGUAUAUACAUAUAUAUAUACACACACACAUAUAUACGUGUGUGUAUAUCUAUAUAUACAAAUCUACAAGAUUUUCAUGUGUUUUUGUGCCAUAAUGACUGCUAUCAGAAUAACAACUUCUUUAGCAACUAUGUUUUUCCAUUACUUUUUUUGAAUUCCCAUCCUAAUUUUAUUAAAAUAAAUCUUCAGACUUCCAAGAGUAUUAUUUUAAAGAUUACAUUGAGUAAAACAAAUCUUACUAGGAAAUAUUUUCUGUUGAUACUUAUACUUACAAGUGAGUUUGUGAGUUUGUCAGAGUUUUGAGCAUCAAACACUUAAAUUUUAUUUUUACCUUAUUUCUCACAUUUUUAGGUGCUUUCAUUCUCACAGUUCUGAAAACCUUAUAGCAGUGUUUUUAGAAACAAAUGUGAAAAGAGUCAGUAGAUAGUAUUCACAAAUGUAAAAUGCCCCCCCCGAGCUACCAUUAAUAGAAAAUAAACCUUAUAUUUUAUUAUUUUUGCCAAAAUAUUUUAUUAUUAAAUAUGACCAAAAUAUUUAAAAUGCACAAUGUUUUUAACUUAACUAUGCUUAUUCUAUUUCUGUCUGUUUUGUGCUAUUCCCUUUCUGAUUCAGAAUUUUAGGAAACUUGAUAAAUACUUGAUCUUAACAAAGGAGACUGAGGUAGAAACAACUAAGUAUAUACGAAAGUAUUGUAUGCUGUUUAGCCUAAAUUUAUUUUGUUUAGUUGGAACUAUAAAUUAAGAGCAUUUUUAUGUAAUGAAAUAUGGACAGUUGUUAUAUUGAAAAUGAAAGAGUCAAAUAAAGCAAAGAAAUGAAGGGCUGGCAAAAUGAAUUUUGUAAUAUCCUCAGGAUACUUUUGUUAUAAAAGUAUAUUGCUAAAGAUUUUGUAAAUUGUAUUUCAUAAUUUUAAAUGUAUUGAGCAGGUUGCAGUGAUAACACUGUCAUUAUACAGAGAGUUUAUUUGCACAGAAGAAGCUGCACCUGUGGGUCACGCACUAACAUAUUCCAUGGGGAAAUCUGUGACAACGUCGCAAACAAUUCUGCUGUUUGCUGUAGUUAGCUUAAGGUAUUUUUCUGUGAUUUCUUCACAAAUCAAGAUUCAAAAGGCUUUAAACACUAUUGUUCAAUGAGAUAGACAUUUUACUGUUGUGCUUGCUAGAACAAAAGGCAUUGGGAAAGAAACUAUGAAGCAUUUUAAUGAGGAUUUAUAUGAAUAAACCAUAAAUUAUGUAAGAUCCUAUGUAUUUACAUUCAGAGUCAUAAUAUUUUAAAUAAAUAAUCAUGCAGUUA
Dipodomys ordii (Ord's kangaroo rat) is the source of this 10832-nucleotide messenger RNA. It is a transcript of the gene Dmxl1, whose product is annotated as Dmx-like 1. Gene Ontology annotation, biological process: vacuolar acidification. Gene Ontology annotation, cellular component: RAVE complex. Gene Ontology annotation, molecular function: protein binding. The transcript has 42 exons. Bases 429 to 8951 code for a protein of 2840 amino acids. The record is from RefSeq and is a predicted model, not a curated record. NCBI's taxonomy places the organism in Eukaryota, Metazoa, Chordata, Mammalia, Rodentia, Heteromyidae.